UUGGAUUUUAAAGACUGGGAGAAAAAAGAGACAGGGAAAAGGAAGAUAAAGUAUAAACACGACAAUAAUUGAAUCGAACAAAAAAAUAUGUGAAAAAACAAAUUUGUUUAAUUUAAUUUUGAACAGAGAAUUUAAUCAAACGCGACUACAGAGAACAACAAUAAAUUAGAGGGAAAGAGUCAGUGAAUUCAAUUCCCUCUUUCUGUAAGUCUGCCUUUCCAUCUCCUACCAAAGCCACCCUUCUCUCUCUGUCAAAAAUUAUCAAAGAAGAGAUUGGAGCUCCACCCAAUCGAACCUUACCCAUUUUGCAUUUUCUCAUUUAGUUUGUGUUUUCUAACUUUAUUGGUCUAAUGGGGUUCUCUUUUUGAGUCAAUCAAAGCCACAGGAAGAGAGAAUCCCCUGAAAUUCAACAACCAUGGAAGAAUCAAGUGAAGUGCAUUUUGGAGAGAAUAGAGUUUCUCCAGAGAAGAAUUUGAAAAGGACAGUCAAGACACCAGCCCAGGUUGUUGCUUUGGAGAACUUUUAUAAUGAGCACAAAUAUCCCACCGAGGAAAUGAAAUCAGAACUUGCAGACCAAAUAGGGUUGACAGAAAAGCAAAUAUCUAGCUGGUUUUGCCACAGAAGGCUAAAAGACAAAAGAUUGAGAGAUGAAGUAUGCACUAAUGGACGCCAAGAUCGAUCUAGCGGUAUUAUUCAGGAUCGAGGGAGUGGGUUGAGGCAAGAUUCAUGUGGCAGUACCAAACAAGGUGAUUAUAGGAAUCUUGAUCCAAGGGAAGUUGAAAGCCAGAGACUUUAUGGUCGAGAUUUUCAUCCUGCUGAUCUAACCUAUGAACGAACGACUCGCUAUACAGGGAAUGUUACUGGCAUUGAUAAUAUAUCUUCAGGAAGUAGCUCAUCGUUGCAAGAUAAGUUUGUUUGUCAAAGAGAGGAUCCUUAUGACACAGAGACCCCAAAGUACCUAGCUCAGAAUGGAGCUGCCAUGUCAUUAAUUCCUAAGGGUACUGAUAGUUUUGGGUAUAAACCAUCUGGAUAUUUGAAAGUGAAGGGUGAAAUUGAGAAUGCUGCUAUUACUGCUGUCAAGAUGCAAUUGGGCAGGCGUUAUAAGGAGGAUGGUCCACCACUAGGUGUUGAAUUCCAGCCACUUCCUCCUGGUGCUUUUGCAUCCCCAAUUAGAGAUCCAGUCAAUGGACCAAUCUAUGUGGGAGAUCUUGCUCAGAUUUGUUCUCCUGAUGUUUCUGGGGUUCGAAAGCAAUCCAGUCUUGGCGCUAGAUAUGAAGUAUAUAGCACCAAGAUGAGUUCUCAUGAUUCAUAUACAGAGGGAGCAAAUUGUAAUCCCGAGCCCUCUGAUUCUCAUGAUAGAAAAUCUCAUCAACUUCUAGAACAGAAGCCUACCUAUAAUGGUUCCAAUUCUAAUGCUGGUGGGAACUCUGCCAUGGAUAUGCCUGAUCUUGCUGGUGAAACAUCAGCCUAUGUAAACAAAAGACAUUAUAGGAUGAGCUCUAAGCAUGGUUUUGAGGGGAGAAGAUCGGAUUCUCUUUCAACCCAUCUUGGUCCCAGUGGUAGGAGAGUUAAUAGUGAAAAGACAGAAGCUUGGUUGCAUGACUGUGAUAAUGACAAUCCUAAGAUGGUUCAAAGGAAUAGUUACACAUCUAAGCAUCCACACUCGAUGCGUGGAUCUGGAAAAUCUCUUGAUACAGAGGAGAGAGCACAGUGUACGAUCAUGGAAAAGGAGGACAAACUUCAUGGAGAAAUGAAAAGAAUGAAAGGCUCUCACGACCCAGUUAGAGUGAAGAGGCAUCCAACAGAUGAAACAACUGUUGCAAAAAGAUUCAGAGUUGACUUUCCACAGCAAGAACAUGUGGCAAAAGCAUCGUUUUCUGAAAUACGUCGAAGGACAAAUCUGACUAAAUGUUUCAGCGAGGAUGAAACUCCAGAAACCAGUUUUAUCGGCAGAAUGAGGAACUUGCAAUUAAUGGAUUGAGAUGGUAUAGUGGUUCGUGAGAUCACCUCUCAAAAAGAGAGCGAUUACCGAUUCACCUGAUGAAGAUUGUACAAGGCUGUACAGUUUGAGAGAAUGUAUUUCUUUUGUUAGUGAUGCUCCUUUGCUACGUGGAAAGAAGUUUAGUUCAUCGUGGCAGCCAAUUGCUUUUGCCCUUGAUGUCGUCAAGUGUGUACUUUGUAGCUUGUACAAAUUUUGUCCUCGAUGUUAAAAUUCUUUCUGGAGAUAUUCUUGAUCUCUGAUUGUCAAUCAGAUUAGGCAGGGUCCCUUUAGCAAUGGCUGUCCAGACAAUGUCGAUGACAUCAUGCGACAGCACAGCAUGCCCGUGGUGCUUUUUGUAAAGGCAAAUGAUAGCAAGACUGCUAUAAAGCUGUUUUCUAGUUUCUAUCAAUCAUGCAUGACAUGACAUGACCUUCUUUUCCCC
Populus euphratica (Euphrates poplar) is the source of this 2423-nucleotide messenger RNA. RefSeq lists its product as uncharacterized. The record is from RefSeq and is a predicted model, not a curated record. The coding region runs from base 416 to 1981 and encodes 521 amino acids. Gene Ontology annotation, molecular function: DNA-binding transcription factor activity, RNA polymerase II-specific; DNA binding. Gene Ontology annotation, biological process: regulation of DNA-templated transcription. The transcript has 8 exons. Lineage: Eukaryota; Viridiplantae; Streptophyta; Magnoliopsida; Malpighiales; Salicaceae.